UCCUCCGUCCGAUGUGCCCCAUGAAGAGGCAGAAAUAUCCUCCCCCCCCCUCCCGAUCCCAAAAGGAAAUCUUCCCUACCGUCUCACUGGAUGAAGAAGGGGAGAAAGUGCGAGCCUCUAGCCCUUGUUGGAUUGUAAUUCCCAUUAUCCCUCGCUACUGGCGGCUGGGGCUGAUGGGAGUUGGCGGCCAACAGGUGGGGAAUGCGUGACUCUCCAGAGGUUGAUGUGCUGCUCAUCCCAUUAGCCCUCAUCGCUGGUCAGACUGAUGAGCCCUGGAGUCCAGCAACACCUGAAAAGCUUCCCAGAACCCCAUUUCUACGGUUGUUUGCUAUUUAAAUGGAACUCCACUUCAGAUUCUGUAUAAAUGUUAAGAAAUUAACAGCAAGGAAGAGGAGAGACGCUUCUCAUUCAGAUCCUGGCACAGUCAACAGAUGGCAGCUCAGGUCUGGGUCAAUACAAGGCUCUGUUUCUCUUUUUAAGGCCCAUGAAAGGGAACAAAGAUGACAUCCCAUCAGCUAUUAAGAAAAGAAAUGUUUGCAGGAUUCCUCAGGAAAGACAUUCUCUUUGGUAUUGCUUUUAUCAUCAGGCUUGCACUUGUUUUUUAUGGCAUUUAUCAAGACAGAACCAUGCCGGUAAAAUAUACAGAUGUCGACUAUUUGGUAUUUACUGAUGCUGCCAAAUACAUCACAGAGAGGAAGUCUCCUUACCUGAGAGCUACAUACCGUUACACUCCACUGCUGGCUUGGAUCUUAACACCAAACAUUUACAUUAGUAGUGUGUAUGGAAAGCUCCUUUUUGUUAUAGGGGACAUGGUCGCUGCAUACCUCAUGUAUCAAAUCCUCCUCCUCCGAGGGAUGGACAGUAAGAGUGCCUGCGGAUGUUGCUCCUUUUGGCUCCUUAAUCCCCUGCCAAUGACAGUGUCCAGCCGAGGAAAUGCCGAGUCUCUAGUUGCGAGUCUUGUCCUUGGUACCAUGUAUUGUAUGGAAAAGAGACAUCUGGUGAAGGCAGCUGUUCUUUAUGGCCUUUCUGUACAUAUGAAAAUUUACCCUGUGACUUAUGCGCUGCCGAUAGCGCUCCAUCUGCAAAGCACCAGAGAUGGUGAGAAAAGGAAAGCAGGCACUGUCUCUGCACAGAAGCGUAGGAUGAUGUCGCUGGAUGAUGUUCUGGGGCUUUUCUUUCAGCUCUUGAAUCGUGAUGUUCUGCUUUUUGGGAUGGUGUCAAGUGGUACCUUUGCUGCCCUGAGCCUUGCAUUUUAUCUUGGCUAUGGCUGGGAGUUUUUGGAGCACACCUAUCUCUACCACCUGACCAGGAGAGACAUCCGCCACAACUUCUCGCCCUAUUUCUACAUGCUCUACUUGACUGCAGAAAGCGAGUGGAGUUUUGCUCUGGGGCUUGCGGCUUUCCUGCCUCAGCUCUUGCUGUUGCUUGUGAUUUCCUUAGCCUGUUACAGAGAUCUCGUCUUUUGUUGCUUCUUGCACACUACUGUGUUUGUCAGUUUUAACAAAGUAUGCACUUCCCAGUAUUUUCUGUGGUACCUCUGUCUCCUUCCACCAGUGAUGCCUCUGUUGAGGAUGUCCUGGUGGCGAGCUGCGAUGUUGCUCCUGGCGUGGCUCUCUGGGCAAGGCCUGUGGCUGGCACCUGCUUAUUUUCUAGAGUUCCAAGGGCAGAACACUUUCUUGCUCAUAUGGCUGGCAAGCUUGCUUUUCCUUUUUAUAAACAGCAUGAUCCUUGUUCAAAUUAUUUCUCACUAUUAUGCCUUGCCUCUCAAUGUGAAAAAAAAGCAACAAUAAAGGACUGGUCUUGCUGUGAAGAUGAAACCUUGUAAACAAUGCUUUGAGAGAGAUUCUUGAAGCAAGACGGGCUGGAGUGAAUGUCUUGGGUAUUUUAUACAUAUUUGAAAUAUUGUUUUGGAGACUGCUCUUCUUUGCUUGACUUCGACUGCAGUCUGCCUGCUUUAUGUCAGUUGAUGUGGAUUUCAUAGUGGAUCUUUUUUUAUAAUCGUGUUAUACUGCAUUGUGGUUCUAGGGAACCGUUGGCCUUCUGGAGAUGCUGGACUCCAUUUCCUGUUAUCUUCUACCAGCCUAGUAAAUGAUGAGGCCUGGUGGAAGUAGCAGCCUAUGAACAUUUGGAAGUCUACCGCUUCUCUGGCCCUUCUGUAUUGCUUGCGUAUUUAACACUUCUUGAUUAUGCCCAUGAUACUCUAAAACAGGGUCAGGCAACCUCCAGAAGUCUCUAGGAUAAACCCAUUCAUCCUUGGACCUUGGAGGGCUGCACCCCAUCCACCCCUAAAUUUUUCUUACCAAUAUGGUAGUGGGGUUGUUUAACUGAAGAUAUUCUACUGUGCCUUUUAGUGGCCAAGGUUUUUUUAUUAUUAUUAUUUGGAGGGUCAGAAAUGCUACAUGUUGCCAAUCUGUUUUAAAACCUCUUUCAAGAGAAAGAAGUCCUAGCGCAGGGGUCUCAAACAUGCGGCACGGGGGCCAUUUGUGGCCCGCCAGAUGAUAGUUUG
Molecule: messenger RNA, 2506 nt
Organism: Pogona vitticeps (central bearded dragon)
Lineage: Eukaryota; Metazoa; Chordata; Lepidosauria; Squamata; Agamidae
Gene: PIGM
Product: phosphatidylinositol glycan anchor biosynthesis class M
Biological process (GO): GPI anchor biosynthetic process
Cellular component (GO): glycosylphosphatidylinositol-mannosyltransferase I complex; membrane
Molecular function (GO): alpha-1,4-mannosyltransferase activity; GPI mannosyltransferase activity
Source: RefSeq, a predicted model, not a curated record